AUGUCUGCUGCGAAGUUUGAGUGUGCUUCCUACAAGCAUUUUGAACAGCCCGACUUCCAUCCUCAAAGGCCAAUAAUCAUCGGCGAGGAAGGCCUCGACUCACCAGAGACGGUGACCCUCAAGUACGAAGAGGCGGUCGCAAGGGCAAACGGAGACCUUCGGGGUGACUCCCCGCCAGGUGGUCUCCUCCCCAUGUCCCAUUACGGGAAACACCAGCCAGGCCCAAUCCACGGGUACGACUCGACCCGCGGGUAUGAGGAUGCCGCCUAUCAACAGUAUGGCGCGCAAGCUUAUCCCGCCCAGCAUGGCGGGGCAUCUCAACUCACGGCGGCCCAGAUGAACCAGAGCGCGUUCGCGGCCAACAGUGCGGUGGCACCGUACAUGUCUGUUGGCAAUGUCGGCCUAUCGGUGGUUUCCUUUCAGCCAAGCUCUGGGAUCGCCGGCACGAAGGUGCUUGUGAAGGUCUCGUCGCCGUACGAUCUCCUUACAGUGGCGCCGUACUUUUCCCUCGUCUUUGGAGCCAAUAAGGUCCCGGCAGAAACUAUCAAGGACGACAGCUCCACGAUGUUGACUGUCUCGGCGGAUGCGCCUCCUUUCGUGAUCACCAGCUGCCCCAGCGAGAACGUGCCCGUUUCGCUCCUGAUUGAGACGGAAAACGGGGACGAAGUCUCGAGGACGGCGGUGGGCCUGUUUGUAUAUCACGAAGCACCCUUGGGCGGCCCAGGUGCUAGCUCGGACGACAUCACGAGGAAGGUAUCCAAGUCACCUGAACAACAACAUCAGUCACCCAGGUCAGCAAGCACUCAGCUGGGUAACGAACCCAGUACAAAUACCUACGACUUCGCAACCGCUCCGCAACAGUCGGCGCAGGCUCCCUAUGGAAGCAGCUUUUCGCAAGACCAGAACAACAGCAUGCUCAGCGCCUACCGAACCAACUCCUUUACGGAGCAGCACUACCCCCGCGCCGUGCCGCCGCCGUUGCGACCGCCGAUGGCUGGUUGGCAGGCAUACCGAAACCCGGGUCCGCCCAUCACGCACACGCAAAUCUCACGCCCAAGCUUGACCCCCUUGCCCAUGCCAUCGGCCACAACUCCCCAGCUUGUCAGGACCAGCUCCAUCCCCAGCUCACCUGGCGGGGGCCAAAGUUCAGGAUACAGCCACUGGGGAUCCUACUCCAACAAGGCUGUUUUGAAGAUUGUUGGCAAGCUCGACACCAUGGCGGUAGACUGGUCACCCGAGGAAUGGUCCAACCGGAGACGUAUCGUCAUGUUCAACAAGAAGCAAACGGGUUCAACACUUACGUCGACAUUCAGGGCCGUCAACGUCAACGAGCGACCGCCCAACAGUAUCUGCAUCAGCUGCAUUUGGUGGGCGGAGAAGAACGAGUGCUACGUCACGUCUGUCGACACCAUUUACCUGCUUGAACAGCUUGUUGUGGCCCCGGCCAGGUUCACAGUUGAGGAGAAGAACCGCAUCCGGCGCAACCUUGAAGGUUUCCGUCCUCUGACUGUCAGCAAGGCCAAGGCGGACUCGGAGGAGUUCUUCAAGAUUAUCAUGGCUUUCCCCAACCCCAAGCCGAGGAACAUCGAGAAGGACGUCAAGGUGUUCCCGUGGAAAAUACUCGAGUCGGCACUCAAGAAGAUCAUUGGCAAGUACAGCGCCAGCCCUUCAUCGACGCUUCCCGCAUCUCACCUUUUGACACCCACGCCCGUCGGCGUCUACCCGCCUCUGCCGACGCCACCGGCCCCGACGAUUGCGUCGGACCAUGUCAGUGCCUACGGUGUUCCGUCUCAGGUCCACCACGAAGGAUUGACGUCGCCCCGAUCCAUCGCGGGCAGCACGCACAGUUGGCCCGCGUAUUCGACCGCGCCCCCGCGAACACUCUCACCCGCGCUCACAGCCGUGUCUCCACGACAAUCUGGUCUGCGCCUGGCGGCACCUCUGCCAGCUGUUACAGGCUAUGACAGUCGCUCGAUGCCGUCUGGCUCGUACGGGAACGGAUUGCACACGCCGAUCGGACACCAGCACACGCCUCCGCCGGCACCUAGCAGAUGGGACACUACGAUACCAGCAAUGCACGCUCCUACAACCUACGCCGAGCAGUAUCAGUCCAUGACGGCACACCACGCCCCGAGCCAUCAAGUGUACGGUGGUGGCGGCUAUGGAGACGGGGCGCAACGGGCAUGA
Messenger RNA from Colletotrichum karsti, 2187 nucleotides. RefSeq lists its product as uncharacterized. The transcript has 3 exons. Gene Ontology annotation, cellular component: nucleus. Lineage: Eukaryota; Fungi; Ascomycota; Sordariomycetes; Glomerellales; Glomerellaceae. The record is from RefSeq and is a predicted model, not a curated record. Bases 1 to 2187 code for a protein of 728 amino acids.